CAGUGUGAAUUUUUCUUCGUACUCCAACGACGUCGUAACGCGCAGCUGACUGUCCUCUACCACAAAAAGUAUCUGGCUCCAGUUGUAGAGAAAAAUUCUUAUUAGAAAACUAUUAAUUGUAGAGUUUGUGUGCCAACAAACGAUUUUGUGAGACUCUAAUUCGGAGUGCAAAUAAAUUGAGGGCAAAAUGUCUAUAUCUGCAAAACAAGCUAACAGGGAGCACGUCCUGGCUGUUUCCAGGGAUUUCAUCUCUCAGCCACGUUUAACCUACAAAACUGUUUCUGGUGUCAACGGUCCUUUGGUAAUUUUGGACGAAGUGAAAUUCCCCAAAUUUGCUGAAAUUGUACAAUUGCGCCUUGCUGAUGGCACAAUUCGCUCCGGACAAGUGCUUGAGGUGAGCGGUUCCAAAGCCGUCGUCCAAGUUUUCGAAGGUACUUCGGGAAUCGAUGCGAAAAACACAGUGUGCGAAUUCACUGGUGAUAUUUUGCGUACACCUGUGUCUGAGGAUAUGUUGGGUCGUGUGUUCAACGGCUCAGGCAAGCCCAUCGACAAAGGUCCCCCAAUUUUGGCAGAAGAUUUCUUGGAUAUCCAAGGUCAACCUAUCAACCCCUGGUCACGUAUUUAUCCCGAAGAAAUGAUUCAAACCGGUAUUUCCGCUAUUGAUGUGAUGAAUUCCAUUGCUCGUGGUCAAAAGAUUCCAAUCUUCUCAGCUGCUGGUUUGCCACAUAACGAAAUUGCCGCUCAGAUCUGUCGUCAAGCCGGUUUAGUUAAGAUCCCCGGAAAAUCUGUUUUGGACGAUCAUGAAGAUAAUUUCGCCAUUGUGUUCGCUGCUAUGGGUGUGAAUAUGGAAACUGCUCGUUUCUUCAAACAGGAUUUCGAAGAGAACGGUUCUAUGGAGAAUGUGUGUCUUUUCUUAAACUUGGCCAACGAUCCAACCAUCGAACGUAUUAUUACACCUCGUCUAGCCUUGACCGCUGCCGAAUUCUUAGCAUACCAGUGCGAAAAGCACGUGUUGGUCAUCCUUACAGACAUGUCUUCAUAUGCUGAAGCUUUGCGUGAGGUGUCGGCUGCUCGUGAAGAAGUGCCCGGUCGUCGUGGUUUCCCCGGUUACAUGUACACUGAUUUAGCUACCAUUUAUGAACGUGCCGGUCGUGUUGAAGGUCGCAAUGGUUCCAUUACACAAAUUCCCAUCCUUACUAUGCCUAACGAUGAUAUCACCCAUCCAAUUCCUGAUUUGACUGGAUAUAUUACUGAAGGCCAAAUUUACGUUGAUCGUCAACUACACAACAGACAAAUCUAUCCACCAGUUAACGUGUUGCCAUCGUUGUCACGUUUGAUGAAAUCUGCCAUUGGUGAGGGUAUGACUCGCAAGGAUCACUCUGAUGUCUCCAAUCAGCUGUAUGCCUGCUACGCCAUCGGUAAGGAUGUACAAGCCAUGAAAGCUGUCGUCGGUGAGGAGGCGCUGACGCCUGAUGAUUUGCUGUACUUGGAGUUCUUGACCAAAUUCGAAAAGAACUUCAUUUCUCAGGGUAACUACGAAAACCGCACCGUCUUCGAAUCGUUGGAUAUUGGCUGGCAGUUGCUGCGUAUCUUCCCCAAGGAGAUGCUGAAGCGUAUUCCAGCUUCGAUUCUUGCGGAAUUCUAUCCCAGAGAUUCCCGCCAUUAAAUUUAUUAUCAAAUAUGUUGCUUUUCAUUUUGUUUUUUGUUUUUUGGGUUUACGUAUCCGCUGCAGUUUUAAACGCAAAGCGCCAUCAACUUACAUCCCUAUCAAAUAUACUAUUAAUUAUCAGAUCAUAUGAAAAACAUCGAUAGUAAGUUUAACUAUAAAUUGGGAAAAAUGUGAAAUAUGCUUCAAACUGCAACUGAAAGUGAAAAUCCUAAUGAAACUAAUUAAUUAUGGCCGAACGAAGAUAUUUAGCAAAAUAGGAGACAAUGAAUUGUAAUUGUGACGCGCUUGAUGAUUCACACGUCCGCUAUGUGUGGCGUUAAAAUGUUUUAUUACAACUACUUAAAUUAUAAAUGUGUUAGAUAAAUUGUAAACACUUUGUAAAAGUCAUUAAAUCUAAAAUAUUUGCUAAAUUGAAUGUUAUGUAAAGCAUAAAUACCGAUAACACACCUUACACCGUAAUAAGAAUGUAAAUAACUAAUUGUUUAGAAAAGGCGAAUCACUGUAAAAAACGCAGCAAAGAUAUGCUACUUCGUGUUUUAUUCGUUCAUUGUAAGAUCUUGUAAAUUAUAUCAGGUUUUUGUGUCUGCUAAUUAUACUUUUGUUUUAUUUUAUCAAAAAACUUAAAGAUUUCUCUGAACCUAGAUAACGCAGCCCAUCACCAGUCGCAGUUGCGAUAAAACUUGUU
This is a messenger RNA of Bactrocera tryoni, 2354 nucleotides long. RefSeq names its product V-type proton ATPase subunit B (gene Vha55). Gene Ontology annotation, biological process: ATP metabolic process; proton transmembrane transport. NCBI's taxonomy places the organism in Eukaryota, Metazoa, Arthropoda, Insecta, Diptera, Tephritidae. The record is from RefSeq and is a predicted model, not a curated record. Gene Ontology annotation, cellular component: proton-transporting V-type ATPase, V1 domain. Bases 188 to 1666 code for a protein of 492 amino acids. The transcript has 5 exons. Gene Ontology annotation, molecular function: proton-transporting ATPase activity, rotational mechanism; ATP binding.